GAUAGCCACAUAAUGCAGCACAAGCUGGGUUAGAACCCUUUGUAACAGGCCCCAUAAAUAAUGAUUAUCCUUUCAUCGAGAACCAAGAAAAGUCAUUAAGAGAUACUAAAAAGAAUCUGUUUCUGUGGUAGCAGCAGACCAGAUGGACACUGUGGCAAGGUUGGCACCCAGGAUGGUCUCAAGUCUGCCAAGCGUAAUGUUGGAAAGGCUUCCACAAAUCAUCCUGCUGUCUCACCAACCCCCAUUCUUCUUCUUUGAGGGAUUCCCAUUGACUUCUGUGGUCAUUUCAGGACAGUGUGUAAACAUUCUAGAUGCAAGCAUCAACUGUGAUGGAAGCAUUCACAGUUUAUUAAAGUUGAAUUCUUCUUUUGGAAUGUAGCCAACCACUGAUGGAGGAUUUGCUCUAUUUUUGUCCCCCCUCCCAUUCAUUAUUCAUGUAGUUUGUUGCCGGGAAAGAUUACAACAUUCACUGUUAUGAACAAGUAGUGAAAAAGAAUUGGAAGUUGUUGCCUCAGAGCACACAAGGAAACAUGAGAUAACUAUUAUCUCAUAGAAAAAAGGAGGUUUCCUUUCAUUAAAAAGUUUCACAUUUACAUUUCUAUCUUCCAAUCAGAACAUAUCUGUGUUAAUAGUCUUGAUUCAAGAAAGCUGCAUUUAAAAUGAUGCAUUUUUUUAGGUUUCAGUGACCAACAUAAGCGCCUUAUGUCUACUGCAGAAAAGGUGGUGUUGCUAUAGUGCGCCUCUUCCCUGCUCCAUCACCAGCACCUAUUUUGGUAUGCAGAGCAGUGCCCGACUGCAGGUUGGACGGAGCUUCAUACAGUAACCAGUAAAUAACUCAACGGCCACGCCUGCCUAUAGGGAUAUUUCACCCACAACUGUUUUCAUCACUUAAUGAAAAUUUCACCUCCCACUGUGCUGACAUGUGCUUAAGCGUUAGGGGUCGCUUCAUGUGUGCGCAUGGGGCGCUGGCUUAGUGAAAUUGCAUAAUCUUCAAACCCACUAUGACUUUCAUGCAUGUCGUUUCAAGUCAGUGUCUGAAGACGCCGUUCUGCCCACCAUGUCGACUAAAAGGAGGCUAUCAGCAGCGUCUCCUUUCACCGAGCGUUGGAGCUUCAGCUACAGAUAAUCUUAUGGAAAUUAUGGUAGAUGUAUGUGGUGCAAAACUGCCCAAAAAGAAAACAACAUAUUUAACUGGGUGACGCAAGAUAAAAAAAAAAAAAAAAAAGACUUGUUACUGAUGCUUCCAAUUUGAAGAAGGAGAUCCUCACUUAGAACACACAUCCACCUAUUUUCUGAGGACGUUAUCUCUAGGUGUCUACUAGAGACAGACGUUACCUCCGCAGCCACCGGCUCGUCACAGAGUCGCUCCGGUGCGGAGGAAAGCAGUGGAACAAAGAUCAUUCUGCUGAUCCCAGCACCUUCGGUUAAUAAGGGAAGCACCGACACCUCCUUGGUCGUCUCCCUCCGCCCUUUUUUUGCCAAUCGCCACCCCGCGGCUCCCUACCCGGAGGAGAAGAGUCGGGGAGGGGAAACCGAGGACACACCCGCGCAUGCUGUACGCGGUGUACACGGCAAGGAUGCUGCAGACAACAUGAGGUGAAUAUCAUCGACUGUCCCGAAUCGGAAAUUCAUUUUCCCCCCACCUGCACUGGAGACUGAAGACCCGUUUGCCGCAGCUGAUUAUAGAUAUCCACCUCCCUGACACCAGCGGGAGCAUCCAGCCUCACCCAGAGACGAAAAAGAUGUCUGUAGUCAGAUCCUAGGUGACAUCCUGUGGCCUUCAGGUCUUCACUCUGUUGAGUCCCCUUCCUCUCCUGGCCCCCACCUGCAGUUCUCCAGGCUGCAGGACCCAGACAUCCUGAAAGGUGCAGGCCACCUCGCCCUGCAGAAUGACUGUUGCCACAGGUGACCCCUCUGACGAGGCAGCUGCACACCCAGGGCACCCCCUGGACUACGACCCAGAGGCAGACCAUGAAUGCUGUGAGAGGGUGGUCAUUAACAUCUCAGGGCUGCGCUUUGAGACACAACUCAAAACCCUCUCUCAGUUCCCCGAAACUCUGCUGGGGGAUCCCAAAAAGAGGAUGCGCUACUUUGACCCACUAAGGAACGAGUACUUUUUUGACAGAAACAGACCGAGUUUUGAUGCUAUAUUGUAUUAUUAUCAAUCAGGAGGCCGAUUGAGAAGGCCGGUCAAUGUCACUCUUGAUAUUUUUUCAGAAGAGAUUCGCUUUUAUGAGCUUGGGGAGGAGGCCAUUGAGAUGUUCAGAGAAGAUGAAGGUUUCAUCAAGGAGGAGGAACGUCCUCUUCCUGACAAUGAGUUCCAAAGACAGGUGUGGCUUCUCUUUGAGUACCCAGAAAGCUCAGGUCCUGCUAGGAUUAUUGCCAUAAUUUCUGUCAUGGUCAUCCUGAUAUCUAUUGUCAGUUUCUGUUUGGAGACUCUCCCAAUAUUCCGCAAUGAUGAGGAUGAAAUGCAUAAGUCCCAUGCUCAAGUUUUUUCACCUGAGACCAACUCUACAAUAAUCAGCUACACAUCCACCUACUUCACUGACCCCUUCUUUGUUCUAGAAACUCUCUGCAUUAUAUGGUUCUCCUUUGAGUUUUUGGUGCGCUUCUUUGCCUGCCCAAGCAAAGCAGGCUUUUUUGGUAACAUAAUGAACAUUAUUGAUAUUGUUGCCAUCAUUCCUUACUUUAUCACUCUUGGCACCGAGUUGGCAGAUAGAGCAGAGGAUGGUCAGCCAGGUCAGCAAGCCAUGUCUUUAGCCAUUCUCAGGGUUAUCCGCUUGGUUCGAGUCUUCAGGAUCUUCAAGUUGUCCCGUCACUCCAAGGGUCUUCAGAUUUUAGGUCAAACCCUAAAAGCCAGUAUGAGAGAGCUCGGCCUCCUCAUUUUCUUCCUCUUCAUAGGGGUCAUCCUAUUUUCUAGUGCAGUUUAUUUUGCUGAAGCAGAUGAGCCUGAGUCACAGUUUGAGAGCAUCCCUGAUGCAUUUUGGUGGGCUGUCGUGUCAAUGACAACAGUCGGCUAUGGCGAUAUGGUCCCGACUACAAUUGGAGGCAAGAUAGUGGGAUCCCUCUGUGCCAUUGCAGGUGUGCUGACCAUUGCCUUGCCAGUGCCUGUCAUUGUGUCCAACUUCAACUACUUUUAUCACCGUGAGACUGAAGGCGAAGAGCAGGCUCAGUAUCUGCAGGUUAAUGUACCCAAAGCUGAUUCAGGUGAGGAGCUAAAGAAGAGCCGAAGUGGCUCCACCAUCAGCAAAUCAGACUACAUGGAGAUUCAGGAGGCUGUGAACAACAGCAAUGAAGACUUUCAGGAGGAGAACCUUAAAACAGCCAACUGCACACUAGCCAAUACAAACUAUGUAAACAUCACCAAGAUGCUCACAGAUGUGUAACCUGCAUAUGUUUCUUUCCAUCACAGUGGGAAAAAUAAAACUGUACUGCCAGAUGGGACAGAAUUGCACCCUACUACAACACAUGUAAUAGAAAAAUCAAGGCAAUAGAAAAUAGAAUGUCAAUGUCGAUUGAGCGAAAAAUAUUCCAAAUGCCAUAUCUUCCCUUUGCACCAAUCAAGUCUGUAGUUCUAAGAUGUGAAUUUCUGCAUGGAGUUGUCUUUGUGUGAUCAGCUGCUACAAAAAUUGACAAAACCUAAAACUGUCCUUCUCACCACUGUAGCCAACAGUUGCACACAAUGAAAAGAAACUGAAAAAAAGGAAACUCCCCGCUUUUGACCGUUACCCCUUUAUCUGUCAAUUCACAUGGCACACAGCUCUGAUGGGCUUUUCUAAAGAGCCUGUUGUGUUUUCUAAAAUGCAUUUAGAAAAAUCAUUUUUCUAAAAUGCAUUUAGAAAAAUCAUUUUUCUAAAAUGCAUUUAGAAAAAGCAUUUUUCUAAAAUGCAUUUAGAAAAAGCAUUUUUCUAAAAUGCAUUUAGAAAAAGCAUUUUUCUGAAAUGCAUUUAGAAAAAGCAUUUUUCUAAAAUGCAUUUAGAAAAAGCCUUUUUCUAAAAUGCUUUAACAUUUAGGAAAAAAAGGAUGUGCGAGCAUUAACCAAGCCCACUCCAAAUGGCCUGUGGAUGACUUGUAACGAUGCUGGUGGUUAAGUACACCAUGUUAUUUGAAGGAUGUAUGAUAGCCAUCAGCUCUUAGCUUAUGGUUUGACACCCUUCCCACUAGUAGACAUCAGUAUCUGAUGAAUGACUGACAAUGGCCUUGAAUUUUCACUGCUUUGGUCUUACAUGUACUCUAUGUAUUGCGAUGCAAGCUUUCCCACCUCCAUUCACCCAAACUUGUCUUACUGCAGAGCUUUGAGACAUCUUGAAUGUUUCUUCUUGUUUAGUAUUUCACUAUUUCACUUUUACAGAGCUUAUCCAUGUAGAUAGGUAGUUUAACUGUGACUUAGCUGAUAUCCAAUAGGUAGGUAGGAAGAAAACAUAGUCAGUAGAUUACUGCAUGACAUUUUUAUCUCAAUGAGAAGUUCCACUUGGUUUUCAAACUGCCACUUGCUUCACCUGGUCACUGUAUAUUUGUCUGUACACUGCCUUCUGUAGAAAUCCACACUUUUAAAAGGAUGCCUGCAGAUAGCUAUUAACCUAAAACUGUAAGUUUGAGAACUUUUGACUUAAUAAUAAUAAGGUAAAUUUCUACACGUAAAAAGAUGUGUAUCAAUAUUUACAUUCCAUCCAGAGGUCAUUGCCAUUUUGCCAGGUUGCUGUAAUCUGAGCUGUGAUUGGGUAGACGUAAACUCAUACCCUGCUUUUGGAUGUUAAUCUCAGCCUCAGUGAUCAAAGUCUUGCAAUUGUGUCUGUUUCACAGAUUCAUCUAAUUGUGUCCAUGUUAUGAAAAUAGCAACUUGUAGGUAAAUGUGUGUUGGAAAAAAACGCUUUAACUGCCUUUUGUCUGAGUUUACGCUUUUCACCUAGUGUUGCAUGACUAAAACAUUUCUAGCAUGCAUGUAAGCGAAAACAGGAAGCAUCUAAGAGACUCAAAUGAAAUAUUGCAAUAGAUAUAUUUAUUUCUUAAAUGUAAAACAAUAUAUCUUUAUAGACAGAUCACAUAAUACUGCAUACAUACGCUUUUAUCAGAGAUCUUAAGCCCUCAAAAAUAAGCAUGAGCUUUUCCAUCUUGGCUAUUUCUAACAAUAUUAAUAACUGUUCCUUUCAGAGUGCCAAAGACACACUCUCACUAGGCGUCAUAGCAAGAUUUCUAGUCAAAGUAGUUCUUAGGAAAAUUGACAUAUGACCUGUAUCUUAACCAGAAUUUUAGAAUGCUUUGUUUUUAAACUGCCCUCAAUAAAGUAGGUGUUUACCAGUAGGAUGAUCUUUCAGCUGUAAACAAUAAGCUUACUUUUUUACCCUAAACAUUUUAUGAACAUUGGAUUGAUAUAAUAACAGUGAAGUCCCACUGUCUCCUCAGAAAACUGAUGCCAGGAGCUCAAUAUAUCUUUAAAAGUUGGCAUCAGACGUGAAUUAAGUUCUCCGAUUGCAUACAGCUAAAACUUUCCACAGUUCGCUCAACACUGCCAAGGUAACAGUCAAAGGCAGUAACAUUAAUACAGAAGGUGAUAAUUAGCAGCAGUGUAGCAGACAUUGUCUGACCUACAUAUGGUCUGACUAUGCCCCUGUGUCUCUUGUCUCUGCAUUUUCUCACAGAUGUCCAACGCAGUUACAAAAGGUUGUUGCCUAAGAGAAGGUGUGUAGCAAGAAUUGUUUUGAUGAGUUUUGUGAAUGCAAGGGUUUCCUUUUUGAUACUACAGUCUAAACCUAGAGUCGCAAAAUGUUCCAGUGUCAUCGCUGCCAGUAUGUGCUCAGGAUGCAUCGUCCAACUGCCCGACAUGAGGCUUCCUAACUGUCCAAACUGUUGGUUUUUAGAGACUUUUUUUUUACUUAUGUAAUUUCCUGGGUAGUCUAAGGUAAAUUGAGAUGUUAAAUUACUACUAUCUCAAGAUAGAAUAACAAUAAGUAGCUUUUUCUUAGCAAUACACCCAUUCUACAUAUGUGGACCACUCUUUGUGAAAAUAUGCAUGAUUGUUUAACUACUUAUAUUCAUAAAGCUUUUCCAUCCAGUUAAGAUUUUUCUCCUGGGAACCAAUUUGGAUGUGCUAAUGUACAGCCAGCAGUAAUGUACACGUGUCACAGGGAGAGAGAAGAACCUCUGAAUGUCACCAUUAUAGUCUGGUUCUACAGCUGCAUUUAUGCAACCACAUAUCUUUGUAUUUGUGGAAAAACUCACAGUCUGACCAAAAAUAUUUGUCUAUGCAUGGAAAUGCAUCAUAUGUUUAUGUCUUCAUUUGUUUUGUGUUUUACACUUACGAUAAAUGUUAGCAUCUUAACAUUUAUCUGUAAUGGAAUAGGUGCGUUACUGUGUUUUAGCCUAACUCACUGUAGCAACUCAUGAACUGGAGACCACAACAUGGUAAUUGAACAUCCACUACUGUUUCUUCUUAAAGCACAAAUAGAGCUGACGUUCUCACCCACAGAGGGACCCACCAGCAAAUCCUACUCCAUGAGCAGAGUGUCCCACAGUGAAUACGUUGAGAGAUCUAUGCAGAGAUUGAUUUUUAGCUGGCCACUUUUAAGAAAAUAUAACUUUUGAGUUCAGAUUUCCUUUAAUGUUUUAUCUACCACUAGUUUCAUGAUGGUUUAAAAAGCUGUUGAAAGAAACUGUAAGAAAAUCCUAGGCUUGUUAGCUAAAGGAGAAAUAUUAACUGCCUGAGGUUUGGGUUUGUUUGAACUGCCAUGUCAGCCCUCUGCAGCAGGACCCCAGACAACUCAACCAUAUGAGACACAAAAUGAUCAACAAGCAAACUGUGUGCAAGUGUGUGUUUAAGAAUCGGUGUCCUUUCUUUCUCUUUCACACCCAGAGCCUGCUAGUGUGGCAUCCAUUAAAACAACUUGUACAGCUAUUCACUUCACUUCUGCUCUGCUGUAUAGAAGCCUAAAACAUCCAACAAUGCUGAUACAGUGGAUAAUGAUUUUUCUUUCUGUGAAAUGAAAUGUGGAACAAUAUUGUAAAUAAUCAUAAAGAAGAAUGGAGAAGGAACACAUGUACUACAUAUUGUAUGUAAUGUUUGGAUUCAAAAGUAGUAUUACUCGCACUUUACAACAAAAAGGACAAUCUCUGGACAAGAAAAGAUGUAAAAUAAGAAAUACGUAUACUUCCAAAUGCUCAUAACCCUGAAAAAGUUAUAUCAAUAAUGAAGCCAAUAAUUAUUCAACUGAAA
Molecule: messenger RNA, 7210 nt
Organism: Gambusia affinis (western mosquitofish)
Lineage: Eukaryota; Metazoa; Chordata; Actinopteri; Cyprinodontiformes; Poeciliidae
Product: potassium voltage-gated channel subfamily A member 2
Exons: 2
Coding region: 1890-3386 (498 amino acids)
Biological process (GO): protein homooligomerization; potassium ion transmembrane transport
Cellular component (GO): voltage-gated potassium channel complex; dendrite; juxtaparanode region of axon
Molecular function (GO): delayed rectifier potassium channel activity; protein binding
Source: RefSeq, a predicted model, not a curated record